AUGCGGGAUAGUUGGCCUGCCUACGUUGAGACAAAGGAGCUCCGACGUAUGGGUCCUGCCGAUCUCCGCUGCCUGCCACAGCGUCUCCUCCGGAUGCCCCUAAUGCACAUUGCAUCCCGGCACUCCGAGGCACGGCGACACCAUGAUGCCAACAGUCAAUCAACUGAAUCGGCUCUCCUCGCCUGUUCGUGCUGCUGUUCAACCCUCUGGCCAGACAAGUCUGACGCGGAACGGAAGGCUGGCUGGCAGCUGCCACACAAGUUGCAUGCUGAUUUCUUUCAGUCCUGUGUCGAAAACUUUAUUCUCGAAUCUAUUCACUAG
Molecule: messenger RNA, 321 nt
Organism: Spirometra erinaceieuropaei
Lineage: Eukaryota; Metazoa; Platyhelminthes; Cestoda; Diphyllobothriidea; Diphyllobothriidae
Source: the annotation of a GenBank genome assembly